Schistocerca nitens (vagrant locust) is the source of this 666-nucleotide messenger RNA. RefSeq lists its product as uncharacterized. Bases 178 to 666 code for a protein of 162 amino acids. NCBI's taxonomy places the organism in Eukaryota, Metazoa, Arthropoda, Insecta, Orthoptera, Acrididae. The record is from RefSeq and is a predicted model, not a curated record. The transcript is spliced from 2 exons.
UUCUGUGUGCAUCCUGGCCUAAACCUCUACUUCUGAUCCUUGCCAGCUUGGAUUUUAUGUGUGUCAGAAUCACAAGAUAAUUUCAAGAAAAGAUAUGGGACUACUGAUUGGGUUCCACAUAAUACAAACGAUCACAAUAUUAGCUACUCCAAUGCAGAAGAUAACUUAGGAUACCACAUGAAAGACAGAAGUCAUCCUCUGACUGAAGGGGAUGCAAGUGGUGGUAAGGAUCCUACUUAUUUUGCCCCAUAUUCACAUUCUGAGAGGUUCCAGCAUUUUGCCAGCAGAGAAAGUGUUCGAAAAUUUAAGAGCAGCUCUGAUGUUAAUGAUUCAGAGAGUAGUCUUUCAGAAAAACUUCAUAAUGUUAGAAUGGAGGAGGCAAAAUUAUUUGUUGAACUCCUGAGACAAGUUCACUAUAAGAACCUAAGAGCUAAAAGCAAAUACAAGAUUCAAAGAAAACUGAACUACAACCUUCACUUUUCAUCAGACGAAAGUCCAUCACAGUACCCAGCUGGAAAGGCAAAUGAACAAAGUGUGGGAGAUGAUAAUAGCCACAGUAUAUCCAAAAGCAUGAAAGAUUCUGAACUGAAACAUCUUCCCACAAGUAAAACAAUGGACAAAUAUUUUUCUAGUACAGAUGAUGAAUCUGAUGGGCACUAUAUGUGA